Molecule: messenger RNA, 690 nt
Organism: Closterium sp. Naga37s-1
Lineage: Eukaryota; Viridiplantae; Streptophyta; Zygnematophyceae; Desmidiales; Closteriaceae
Source: the annotation of a GenBank genome assembly
AUGACCUACCAGAACGCGCUGGACCUUCUGGGCGUGAGGGAGGGAGCGACGUUCGACGACAUCCUGCGAGCGAAGAAGCGAAUUACAGAUACAGGCACCACCGAUCAGGAGCUUCUUCUGAGGGUCGAAGCAGCGUACGACAUUCUCCUCAUGCAGUCCCUCUCUCGGCGCCGCUCCGGCGAGGUCGUCGACAGCAGCGUGCGCUUCGCGGACGUGCAGAAGCCCCGCCCGCCCGCCCCGCCUUCUUGGCUGCAAAAGGCCCUCAAAUCCUCGCCGGUCGCCGUCACCACGCCCAACACCAGCACCAGCAGCGGCAGCCAGGCGCUCGCCGUGCAAUCCGCGGUCUUCGCGUCGCUGCUCAUCUGGACGUACGCCUCGGGAUUGUCGACGGGGUCGGAUCUAGGCGGGUCGUUGUACGGGCCGGCAGCGACGGGAGGGGAUGUGCCGGGGCUGCAGCUCGCGCUGGCGUUUGGAUGGGCGCUGUACUCGCUGCGGAAGGAAGGCGUGGGGAUGGGCAAGGCAGCAGGGCUGUCAACAGGGGGGCUCGUGCUGGGAGCAGUGGUGGGCAGUCUGGUGCAGGCCUGGUUGCGGGUCGACAUCUUUCCCCUGCUCGGCUUCGGCUCCCCCGCCGUCCUCAUUAGUGAAUUCUCCAUUAUCAACCUCUGGCUCGCUGCUGUCUUCCUGCGCUGA